AUGGACUCAUCUGCUCCUCCCCCACACCCUUACAGGGAGCCUCCUCCAGUCCACAGGACCCAAAUCCAGGUUACUAACGAGGCCUCCCCUCCCCUGGUCCCGGAAGACUCUGCGACUCCCAGCUCCGCUGCCCGGGAGCCAACCUCGCGCGCCCCCCAAGCCCGCCCCUGGGCGGAGCUCCGCAGGCCCAAGGGGGUGGGCUGUCCCGUCGUGACGUCACUUCCGCCCGGGCCUGGCCGGGGCUCGGGCUCAGUGGGCCGAGGGGGGGCACAGAGGUGGCAGCUGUGCGAGGAGGCGGUGCGGGAGGCCGAGGAGCUCACGCCCGGACCAAUUCCGCGUCCGGGGCCGCAAGCCCCGAUCCUGCCGCGCACCGAGAGGCGAGACCGGCCGGAUGGGCCGCUGAGUCCGGAUCGGGGACCGGUGAGGCUCGAGCGGAGCGGGCAGCCGGUCCGGGGCGGGAGAGGCCUGGAGGCAGGGCCUGGGGGGGUGCCGCCGCCAGGCGCCGAGGGGACGGUGAGGCCCGCCCGGGGGAGGCCUGGCCGCGGCCGGGUGUAA
Eubalaena glacialis (North Atlantic right whale) is the source of this 555-nucleotide messenger RNA. RefSeq names its product proline-rich protein HaeIII subfamily 1-like. The coding region runs from base 1 to 555 and encodes 184 amino acids. The record is from RefSeq and is a predicted model, not a curated record. The transcript has 2 exons. Lineage: Eukaryota; Metazoa; Chordata; Mammalia; Artiodactyla; Balaenidae.